Messenger RNA from Melampsora larici-populina 98AG31, 645 nucleotides. RefSeq lists its product as uncharacterized. The record is from RefSeq and is a predicted model, not a curated record. Lineage: Eukaryota; Fungi; Basidiomycota; Pucciniomycetes; Pucciniales; Melampsoraceae. Bases 1 to 645 code for a protein of 214 amino acids. The transcript is spliced from 6 exons.
AUGAACUUCAAGAACGAUCAUAUCAAGAACAAUCAUAUUAUCCAAGAUGAACGUGAAAUGACUUCAGUUAAACAUCCUAAUCGAACCAAUUCAUCAAAUAAAAGUGAGAAAAAACCGAGCCAACAACCUGCCUCUGGUGACGAUAAUAAAGAUGAAGACAAACAAGUGCGAAAGUCAUCAUCUAGCGUUUCAGUCACUGGACUGAUCACGCUCACCAGUGGACCUUUGCCAAACACUGCUACAGAUUUCAGCACUACAUAUGGCUUCUCGGGAGCUCACCCAGUACUUGGACAAGAAUCUCAAGUGGUAAACCACACCUCAUCCAAUGCUCCUGUGGGGACACCUUUGUCAUUGGUUCCUGUGACCACGUCUGAUCCUACAAAGGCUAAUACAUUGGCACCUACAAUAGAUGGCAAAGUUUCCAACUUAGUAGUGAUUGCCACAGAUUUAGGUCCCGCUGGUGAUGUCGAGGCUGUGAGAGGAAAAUCAGAUCCAGAUGCAAUUUAUCUCAAUAGCAAAGAUUAUGCACCUUUUACAGCGACUGUUCAUUUCAAAGCCAUUGGAGUCUCAUAUAAAGCCUCUGGAAUAUCUGUCAAUCAAUUUGAAUCAAAUGUCUUGAUUUGCAUCAAGUUCCCUGUUGAAUAA